Messenger RNA from Eriocheir sinensis (Chinese mitten crab), 5494 nucleotides. It is a transcript of the gene Elp1, whose product is annotated as putative elongator complex protein 1. Gene Ontology annotation, biological process: tRNA wobble base 5-methoxycarbonylmethyl-2-thiouridinylation. Gene Ontology annotation, cellular component: elongator holoenzyme complex; cytosol. NCBI's taxonomy places the organism in Eukaryota, Metazoa, Arthropoda, Malacostraca, Decapoda, Varunidae. The transcript has 6 exons. The record is from RefSeq and is a predicted model, not a curated record. The coding region runs from base 206 to 4564 and encodes 1452 amino acids. Gene Ontology annotation, molecular function: tRNA binding.
CCGAUAAAAAGACGUAAACAAACGACCCAAGACCCAGACCGAGACCAAGAUGGCGGCGGGGCGGCAGGUUCAGUAGAAAAAGUGUUCAUAUUUUUGCAUUUCCCCGGCGUAUCCUUCACCCCCUGACCACCACCGGGAUCCUGCAGGAGUAGGAGAGGCUGGGGCAUAUCCUGCGUCAAGGUCAUCAAGGUCAGAGGUCACCAGCAUGAGGAACCUUCACCUCAUUGACCACCGCCGCCGUGUCGUCGCCGCGCCCGUGCCCAGCGAUGCCGUGCUGUGUGUGGACCCGGUCACCAGCGAUGCGUACAUGGUGCACACAGAGGGCGUACACUGCUUGACCCAGAGUCCUUCCACCCCCCCUCCACUCCUCUGGGCGGACCACGGCAUCCACACUUCAGAGGUGGUCGCGGCAGAGUGCAUCAGCCUGGCCAGCAGCGGAGAGCCGGCCCUCAGCGUGGCCAUGGCGGAGGGCCAGCUGCUGAUGGUUACGAUGGACCAGGGGGAGGUUGAGGUGGUGGGUGAAGUGGCGGCUGGUCUGGGAGCCGCCAAGUGGAGCCCCGACCAGGAGAUCCUCAUCCUGGUCACCCGCUCAGCCGCCAUCCUCAUGAUGACCGCCAUGUUCGAUGUCUUCGCGGAGUGCCCCCUUGAAGCCGCCACCCCCGCCAGUACCCCGGUGGCCUUGGGCUGGGGGCGGAAGGAGACUCAGUUCCACGGGUCGGAGGGGAAGGCGGCGGCGGCUCGGGCGGCUACAGCAGGGAAAUCCGAGCCUCGCCCCGCCCCGGACUGGGACUCGGGGCGGCCACGGGUCAGCUGGCGGGGCGACGGGGAAAUGUUCGCAGUGGGGCACUUUGUCGGGGAAACACGUAUCAGACGCGUUACGAUCAUGACCAAGGAAGGGGAGGUCCAUUCUGUCAGUGAGGAUCUUGACCCCCUGGAGCCGCCGUUAGCGUGGCGGCCGGGGCGGGGCGGUGGUGGCGGGGGCGGGGCGGCUAUCACCACCACCCACACCUCCGCCACGAAACACCAAGUCGCGUUUAUCGAAAAGAAUGGACUUAAACAUGGCGGCUUUCCCCUUCCGUUCCCCCCGGGGCGGAUGGCGGCAGUGGAGGUGGCGUGGAGCCCCGACGGAUUGGUGCUGGCGGUGUGGGGGCGGCCGCUGAGGGUGGAGGAGGAGGAGGAGGUGGUUCAGUUGUGGAUGUGUGGAAACUACUAUUGGUAUUUGAAAAGGGAGAUUAGAUUUGGAGGAAGAGGAGGAGGAGGAGGAGGAGGGAGGAAGAUUGAGGAAGAAGGAGGAAAGACAGAAGGACAAGAAGAGCCAGGAGGAGGAGGAGGAAAAGAAGAAGGAAGAGGAGGAGGAGGAGGAAGAGAAAAUGAAGAAAAAAUUGGAGGAGGAGGAGGAGGAGGAAGAGGAGAGAAUGUAGGAAAGGAGGAAGGAGGAAGAAUGAUAAAGGGAGGAGGAGGAGGAGGAGGAAGGGAGGUGCUUGUAGGCCUAUGCUGGUGUGAGGGGGGAGGAGCCGCCCCCUCCCCCCACACCCUCCACCUCCUCACCUCCCUCCACCACCACCGCCUGGCCUGGCUCCCCGCCCCCCACGCCUCCCCCGGCCUGGCCCCGCACGACCCAGCCGCCGCCGCCGUGGUGGACGGGGCGGCCCUGCUCAUCACACCCUUCCGCCAGGCCACCGUGCCCCCGCCCAUGGCCGCCCUCAAGGCCACCUUCCCAGAGACCAUCAACGGCCUGUGCUUCUGCCAGGCCGCCGCCACAGCCUCCGCCGAGGGGGAUGUGGACGACUCAGGGUUCCUGGAGGCCGCCGAGGAGGUUGGCGGGGCCGGGGGUGUGUGGGCCGGGGCAGUGUGUGUGCAGCACGGCCCCGACACCCUCACCAUCCUGGCCCCCGCCCCCGCACAGGACACCCCGGCCCCGGCUGCCGUCCCCGCCCAUCUCAGGUGUGUGGUGGAGGCCACCGGGGCGUGCGGGGCGGCGGUGCUGCCCUGGGGUGUGCUGGGGCAGGUGGUGGUGGAGUGGCCAGGGGGAGUGACGCCCCGUCCCAGCCAGGCCAGUGACCUGUACCACUGGUGCUGGCCCACCCGGGACACCCUGGCGGCCGUGUUCACCGCCGGGGCCGCCUGCUGCCUGGCCCUGCUGGACCUGCAGCUGGAGGGCGGCCGGGCCGUGGCCAGGCAAGUGGUGGUGCUGGAGGACUCGGUGCUGGCCCUGGCCGCCACGCCCACCCUGGCGGCCCUGCAGCUGGCCACGGGCAGCCUGGUGCAGGUGGAGCUGGGCAGCGGGGUGGUGGAGCCCCUGCUGGUGGACGGGGCGGAGGUGGUGCUGCCCGGGGCGUGCCAGCGCCUGGCCCUGUGCACCUUGGAGGGUGGGGCGGCCCCGCUGCCCCUGGCCCUCACCCAGCGGGGCCGCCUCUACCUGGGCCACCAGCAGCUGCUGGCGGACUGCACCUCCGUGCUGGUCCACGGCCGCCACCUGCUGGCCACCACCGCCACCCACACCCUGCUGGCUGCCCCGCUGGCUGCCCCGGCCCUGGCCAGACUGGGCCAGGCAGAGUCUGGGGUGCGGCGCAUGGAGCGUGGCGGCCGGCUGGUGGUGGCGGUGGCGGGGGACAGCCGGGUGGUGCUGCAGCUGCCCCGCGGGAACCUGGAGGUGGUGAGCCCACGCCCCCUGGUGGUGGCUGCCCUCACCCGCCUGCUGGCCGCCCACCAGUACGCGGCGGCCCUGGCCCUGGCCCGCCGCCACCGCCUGGACACCAACCUGCUCUACGACCACGACCCGGCCCACUUCCUGGCCGCCGCCCAGCCCUUCGUGGUGGACGUGGCGGACCCCCAGCGUCUGGACCUCUUCCUGGCGGCCCUCACCGAGGCCGACACCACCGCCGCCGCCUACGCCUUCCACUACCCCGGCCGGGCCACCACUGCCGGGCCCAGCGAGGGCAAGGUGGCCGCCGUGUGCGAGGCGCUGCGGGCGGCCAUGGCGGCCGUGGACGAGGAGCGUUACCGGCUGCCCAUCCUGACGUCCCUGGCCCAGGCGGGCCGCAUGGAGGAGGCGCUGGCCAGGCUGGGGGAGCGGCGGCGGCUGGAGGCGGCGGGGCAGGCCGAGGCGGGCGGGGCGGAGGAGGGCCUGCGCCACCUGCUGUACCUGGCGGACACGGAGGUGCUGUACCGCCUGGCCCUGGGCACCUACGACCUGGCCCUGGCCCUCAUGGUGGCCCAGCGCUCCCAGCGCGACCCCAAGGAGUUCCUGCCCCAGCUGCACGCCCUGGAGGCCCUGCCGGAGCCCCUGCGCCGCUGCAGGAUAGACGUGAUGCUUGGCCGCCACCGCCGGGCCAUCCGGGGCCUGGCGGCCAUGGCCGACCAUCGCCAGGAGCUGCUGGGGCUGGUGGAGGGCCGGGGCCUGCACGCCCUGGCCCUGCAGGAGCUGCCCCAGGGCUCGGAGGUCAAGGCCGCCGUGUGUGAGAGCUAUGCCCGUGUGCUGGCGGCCAAGGGGCGGCCCGGCGAGGCGGCCAUCAUGUUUGAACGCGCAGGAGAGUAUGCAGCGGCCCUGGAGACCUACCGGCAGGCCGGUGAGUGGCGCAUGGCCCUGGUGGCCGCUGCCAGGCUGGGUCUGGCCAAGGAGCGGCUGGUGGAGCUGUGCCACGGCCUGGCCGCCGAGCUGAAGGGCCGUGGCCAGCACGCCCAGGCCGCCACGCUGUAUGAGGAGCACCUGGGAGCCGAGGAGGAGGCCGUGGCCUGCCUGGCCGCCGCCGGGGCCUGGCUGGAUGGCCUGAGGCUGGCCCACAAGCACAGCCGCCAGGACCUGAUAGAGACCAACAUCCUGCCGGCCCUGCAGCAGGCCGCCGACGCCAUGAAGGCCGACAUCACGGAGCUGACGGAGACACUGGCCAGCCAGGCGGGGCGGCUGGCGGUGGUGAGGCAGGCCGGGGCGCAGCAGGCUGCCGCUGGCCCCGCCCCGGGCCUGGACGACGCCCCGCUGGACUGUGACCUGUACUCCGACACCAGCACCAUGUCCGGCCUGGACCACCGCCCCGGCCUGCCCCGCCGCCCCGCCUCCACCGCCUCCGCCUCCUCCCGCUCCCAGCGCUCCAGCCGCAGCCGCCGCAAGCUGGCGAGGAAGAAGUACAGCACCAAGCCGGGCAGCCCCCACGAGGACCUGGGGCUGGUGGCGGCCCUGCACCAGGCCUACACCGCCCUGGCCGCCCACGCCCAGACCCUGGCGGCCCUCACCGUGGCGCUGGUCACGCUGGGCCGCGACGCCCCGGCCGCCGCGCUGCAGGAACAGUUCACGGCGCUGCUCAAGUUGGCGGAGGGCAAGAAGGCCGAGAUUUGGCCGCCACUCACCCCGGCGGACCAGAGCGAGGUGGAGUUUGGACCGAACAUGACCACGGAAGCCGCCGUGCAGCAGAUGCAUGGCGGCCAGGCGGCGGCGGCGGGGGCGGCUGCUGCAUCCUACCUGGCCCAGCGCAUGGCCCAGCUCGACCCACACCUCCGCCAUGCACCGCCGCCCCCGCCGGACUCGUGGCGGCUGGGACUCCUGCACCCACACUACACGGGGGAGUGACCAACCCCCGCCCCGCCACACAGGCAGUCAGUGACCUCAUGACCCUCACCUCAGCCCUCACCUGCAAGCCUUGAAGGAGCACCAGUUUCAGCCGCAUGGACGCGCACACACACACACACACACACACACACACACACACGCGCGCACAUAAGCCGCCCAGUGUGUGCGUGUGUGUGUGUGUCAGGUAUAGAGUUGACGAGUUGACAGUGAACGGGAAUUUUUAUGUUAUUUAUGUUAAUGUUUAUUUUUUUGGGGUAGAUUCGGGAUUUCAGUUGGACGCCAGGAAUGAGUUUUGUUGUUGUUGUUGUUCUUGUUCUUCUUCCUCUUCCUCCUCUUCUUCCUCCUCUUCCUCCUCCUCUUCUUCCUCUUCUUCAAAUGCACAAACCAUGGAUUAGUUUUACUGUGAUCAUCUUUCUAAUUCUUCCUCCUCCUUCUGUCUUCUCUCCUUCCUUCCUUCUUCUUCUUCUUCUUCCUCCUCUUCCUCUUCCUCCCCUCUUCUUCUUCCUCUUCUUCAAACACACAUCAGGGCUCCAGUUUUGUCUCUCUUCUUCUUCUUCUUCCUCUUCUUUCCUCUCCUUCUCUCUCUUCCUCCUCCUUCUUACCUCUUCUCCUCCUCUUCCUCCUCCUCUUCCUCUUCUUCCUCUUCUUCAAAUGCACAAACCAUGGAUUAGUUUUACUGUGACCAUAUUUCUAAUUCUUCCUCCUCCUCCUCUUCUGCCUCUCCUCCUCUCUUCUCUCUUCCCUUCCAUCUCCUCUUCCUCCUUCUUACCUCUUCUCCUCUUCUUCUCCUCCUCUUCUGCCUCUCCUCCUCUCUUCUCUCUUCCCUUCCAUCUCCUCUUCCUCCUUCUUACCUCUUCUCCUCUUCUUCUCCUCCUCUUCUGCCUCUCCUCCUCUCUUCUCUCUUCCCUUCCAUCUCCUCUUCCUCCUUCU